Cottoperca gobio is the source of this 5756-nucleotide messenger RNA. RefSeq names its product vestigial-like family member 4b (gene vgll4b). Gene Ontology annotation, molecular function: transcription coactivator binding. The record is from RefSeq and is a predicted model, not a curated record. The transcript is spliced from 5 exons. Bases 280 to 1248 code for a protein of 322 amino acids. NCBI's taxonomy places the organism in Eukaryota, Metazoa, Chordata, Actinopteri, Perciformes, Bovichtidae. Gene Ontology annotation, biological process: negative regulation of DNA-templated transcription.
GUGUCAGUGCAGUCGACUUACAGCUGGCUGUGAGGAGAACUGACGCUACUGUUUUUUUUGCUCUUUAUCACCGCGAUAAAUAUACACAUAUUUCAAAAACAAGUAUCAUAAACUCGGUGUCAAUCCUCUCUGUGGGGGUUUAUCUUAUUAAAGUUUUUUUUUUUUACUAAAGUUGGAGGCUGGGCCUUUAGCUGUUUGACCGUCGCUUGAGAGGAGAAGAAGAAGAAGAAGAAGAAGAAGAAGAAGAAGCUGGUCUUUUUUGUGGUACAAACUCGAUAAAUGCUACUAACGAAAAUGGACCUGUUGAACUACCAGUACCUGGACAAAAUGAACAACAACAUUGGCAUUCUCUGCUACGAAGGUGAAGCAGCUCUGAGGGGCGACCCUAGACUCCAGUCCCUGUCUCUGUCCUUGUCCUCUUCCUCAUCCUCCUCUUCGUCGUCGUCGUCCUCAUCUUCCUCCUCCAUCUCCAACCACAGGACAGGUCCUCCUCCCAUCAGCCCCACCAAGAGGAAGCUGAGCGGGGACCAGGGGGACAGCGACAUGGACGACAAUGAGCAUGUGGCAAAGAUGAGCCGACUGUUUGCGACACAGCUGAAACCUAAUGGAGACUACCGCACCUCUGCCAUCUCCAAGGACCGGAGCCGGAGCCCCAUCGAGCGUGUGAUGGUGCCCAGCGCUCUGGGAGUCCACAGCAACCACCUGUACAGCCACGCCCACCACCACCACCACCAUCACCACCACCUGGCCAGCUUAGCCGGCAUGGACCAGCCACUGGCACUCACCAAAAACAGCAUGGUGGAGUCUGCACGCAGCAGCACGGCAGCUAUGGCCACAGUGCCGCACGCAGUCAGCGCCGUGGAACGCCAGCAGAAUCGUCCUUCAGUGAUCACAUGCGCACCAGCCAACAACCGCAACUGCAACCUGUCUCACUGUCCAGUCUCCCACAACGGCUGCGCAAGUCUCGCUAACAACUACAGAAGACUCAACACCAACACAGUCUGUGACCCGGUGAUUGAGGAGCACUUCCGCCGCAGUCUCGGGAAGAACUACAAGGAGCCCGAGCCCACCGCCACCAACUCGGUGUCCAUCACAGGCUCGGUGGACGACCACUUCGCCAAGGCACUGGGCGAGACCUGGCUGCAGAUCAAAAACAGGGGGAGCCCCUCGUCGUCCGGCAGCAGCCCGAGCUCCUCCCCCGACAGUCACAUGGUCAAUCACAACCACUCCCCUUCUGUGGUCUCCUGAAGGAGGAGGGGUUUGAGAGGGAUCUGCCCCUCUUUUCCCAGCACUCCCAAUCAUCCCGGCUCCAACACCCACGCCCUCGUCACUUUGGUCUGUCACCAGCGUCCCAGAGGGAAUGCCUGCCUGCUGGUCUGCUAAAAACAUCUACAAACCCUCAAGCCUGCUCUCUUUCUCUAUGCACUCAUAGAGGAUCAAUCAAGCAAUAACAACACGCCCCCCCCUUCUGUCCUCUGGUAUGGUAAUGCCAGACAAUAAUCAGUAACGAGUGAUGAGGGUUCAACUUUGGGACUCGACGGGAGCAUCAAGCUGCUCCGUGCAAUCAUUCAUCAUCCCUGCAUGUCAAGCUUGGAGCUGAGCAAAGUGUCUGUAGUUAUAUGUACAUAGAGAGAAAAGAAAGGUGGUGUUUUAAUUAUUCAUUUUUCUUCUUUUUUUGUUUCUUUAACAGUAGUUUUGUGUACUGCUUUUGCGUUAUGAGAUGCCCGACUUUUGACCGAAAAGAUAAGCGAGGAACACUUUGGAGAAGAUAAUCACAAACCACCUGGCUGUGCUACCAAAGAAACCUCAGACACUGAUGUUUAUCACCACCUCGAAAACAAAACAACAAAAAGCCAUCUUGUGAUCUCCCUUUUUUUAAAGAAAAUCUCUUUCCAUUCUCUCCCCUUCCUUCUCGCUCCCUCUCGCUCCUGUGUGUGUGUGUGUGUGUGUGUGUGUGUUCUGGUGGUUUUGUUACUAUAUGUAUACUUAGGUGGUCGACUUAGUCUGAUUUGCACUACUGCCAUAAGAGGGUAAAAGGUGACUUGUGUAUAUUGUAAUGGGACUGAUGAGGCUGAUUUUGACACAGUCUGGUAUAAUGCAGCUUUUGUAGGAACAUCUAUUCCAUCCCAUUAACUGUUAUUUUAGAAAGCUACCUGGGCACAAUUUCAUCCCGGUCCUGACAGAAAAGUUUAAGCCACAUUAUUAUGCAUUAUGUUUUUGGAAUGGAAAAUGCAUAAUGUGGCUGGGCUGUAUAAAAUAGAGAUGCACAAAGUAAUACGGAUUUGGAUACCACAUGCUCCAAGAAUAUUUAAUUGUUAAUUAGUGCAAAUGUUUACUACAAACACACACAUGCUUGCAUGGUAAGAGAAGGUGGGAAAAAAAGAAAGAAAGAAAAGUUCGACAUCAGCAUUUGACAUCUCUGGCAACCACCGUUGGGUCUAAACUACUUCACGUGCUUAAAUAGUGCCAAAUUGUUGCAAGCACGGGCAGGUUAUCGGAUCAGCCCGCUGUGGUGUCGAUGGACAUCACAGCCAUUAUGAGAGGAGCUCAGGGCUGAAAACACAGCUGUACGACCUGCAGUGCGUUGCUGAACAAUGUGCUUUGAUGUGUUUCACGGGCUUAACUGCUGACAGUGAUGAGGGGAUAGAUGACGCCGCGUGUCACUUUGUGGUUUGAAAAAAACCGACCGGGGGAGAGACGAUUAUUCAGAUGUCUUCAAACACACCUUUUGUUUUUGAUUCUCUUUGAACACAGAUGUAGUAAUUAUAUUUGGCUUACGCCCUGCUCCCCCCCCCCUCCUCUCUCCUACACACUGUGGUUUGGUAGAUUUCUAUAAGGUUUGAAGGGUAAACUAAUGCUUUUUACAGAUGCAUGUUUUUAUUGUUUUGUUUUUUUAAUAGCUGGUAUCUAUUAAUGUUUUUAAGCAGCAUUUCAAUCUUAAUAUUAGCCUUUUCAUUCGGACGUUAGUUGUUACUUCUUUCGUUGUCAGUAACAGACAUAGACACUAUACACUCACUGCUGGGUCAGUCGUACUCCAUAUUAUUAUUGUUAUUGUUAUUAUUACAAUUUUGUAUUUUUUUUGUUUUCCAUUAAUAUCAGUGUGGUAACAAACAUCUAUAGCGGGACAGCCUCCGGACAGGCUCUGUUUUAACGAUGAGAGCUGCCUUUCUGCUGUCGAGAUGGCUUCGGGAUACGCAGCAAGUAAAGGUUUUCUUAAGAUGUUGAUCCAUCAGUGGUACAGGAUGCUACAACCUUCAGCAUGACCGAGCUGAGACACCAAAUCAGAACAAAUGAGUCUACAUGGCCUUGUUUUCAGGAGAAAAGCAUCUGCAGUCUGAGAUAAAAUGUUGAGUCAUCCUAACAUCACCUCCUCGGUACCGGCCGUUACACACGCUGUUGCUGCAGUCCGAAAAGUACGUAAUACAGCACAGGCUGCGCACGCUACGAUGCUUUUGGGAAACAAGGUAUUGUUUGUGGAACGAUAGUGAUUCUUAAUUAAACAUCUUGGAGCUAAAACUAAAACAAAUCACUUGCUUAUGAUAAGAUGAGUUUCUGGUCUUAUGAACAGCUCUCAGACUUCAUCCGUUGACUUUUUGUGUCUUGACUUGGUGUCCAGACUGUUUUUGUUUUUUUUGUACUUCAAUGCUUUCUUCUCUGAACAACAUUGUGUUGUUGCUGCAGUUGAGCUAGACUGCUGCAGUCAGAGAAAAUGAUUUGUUAAAGAGCCUGCGCCAAGGUGGCAUACAUUCCUCCUAUAGGGAACUUUGUACAGGCCUCAGAAUCUCCAUAUCAACAGACAGAGCUCAUAACAAGCCACGGCCGACUGUCCCAGAGGGUCUUUUUGUGUCUUUACCAGAAUUACAAGGUCGCUACUUUUGCUCCUUUUUUUUUUUUUUCUCUUUGCAUCAAGCAAAUUGGCCAGAAAUUCAUACCGUAUGAUAAAAGAACAAAAAAAGCAUUUGCGUUAUAAAUACAGAUAACAUUUGAGGACAUUCAGAGCAUGGCAUUUAGAGAACUGGGGCUGUAACGGUGGGCAGUGAGGAGUCGUUCUGUAGCUAAAGUACAGAAUCAUUUCAUAUCUGAGCUGAGGUUGAAAGUUGAUAGUUUUUGUGUUCACAUGUUGAUUGUGAUUUACUGAUAAAAAUGAGCUAAAUCAAGAGUUCUCGAAAUGGAACCCUUCCACACAUUCCAUCCUAAACUGAACACGACGGAUGCUGAAAGUUCUAGAAUCUUCAGAUACUCAACAUUUUCAAUCGAAACGUAACUGCCAGUGAAUUAAUUUCCAAAAAAACGAAAAAGUACUCUUAAGUCUAAACGGGCUUUCUGUGACCGGUUUGGAUGGAGAUUUUCUUUUUUUUAGCAGGCAGAGCUUCAGGAGCUGAGCUUCUGUAAGCACAACCUGUGAGCCGGGAGACGUUCAGCUGCCACUGAAAGUCUGUUGAAGGUCUCACAGCGAUGCCCCCCCCCCUCUCAGAUUCAGUUCAUCCUGAUGUAAGAUUUGAUGUAAGCUACAUGCUAUAAAACACGAGGGAAAAGGGCUCAGUGUCCAGAGGAUGAUGUUUCUCUAUUAUUUGUUCUCAUUAUUAUUUCACUACCACCCUGUAGGUAGGAGGCUCUCUUUCUGCUCCGGCACACACACUCCCUACACACUGUAGGAAAAUCACUUAAUAAAAAAUACUUUUUUAUAAUAGGUAACUAUAAGACCAUCAUUACGCUGUGCGUAACGAAUGUACAGAGAAAAGAAUCGUAGGUAUUUUUUGAGGAACAAUUAAUUUGUUAAAGAUAUGUAGCUAUUUAAUUGUUGUUUUCCCCUGUCCUUAUAUUGUAAUCAUUGCAUUUUCUUUUUUGUGAAAAAAGUUGAUCUUUUUUGUUUAUAGAGUUUGUCUUGUUUAGAGUAAAAGGUUCAAGUGCAGGAACACAGUAAACGUAUGAAACCACAAUAAGGCCACUGGUGUGUCGGGGACAAUCGCUACUUCCAUUGGUCCCCAAUGUUCUGCAAUCCUUUAACUUGUGUUCGAUCACGUGACUUCGGAGUCAGCUGAACAAAAGAGGUUGUCCUUUUAGAGGCCUCUUGAGCAAGUUACAAGUUUUGUAUUGAUGGAACAUCAUUUUGCCACUAGCCCAGUGUGUCCUGCCAGCCAUUUCCAUUUAACUUAAAAAAAAAAACUAGAAAAACAUUAGUCAUGGGCUAGCAGGCAGGUAAGAAUUCCAACACUGCAUGUAAGGAACAUACAUUCUGGGUUUUGAGGAGUUUUUGCUCUACAGAUGGGAACUGGGCUACUAACAAAACCAUCAGUCCAAUUUGAGAACAAUUGUUGAAUUGGUUUAAUUUUGAAAUCAGAACAUUAAAGAUGAACUGAUGAAAUCCUGACAGCCUUUUCGUACAUUUCUUGUGUUCAGAUGUAUCCGCUUCAUGUCCGUUACCAGUCAGUGAGGCUGAGAUUUAAGCAGAAAAUGGACUUUGGGUCGUCACCCUUGGAUCUGAUGUGACUCUUCCCAUCUGUGGAUGUUAUCAAGUAAACAUCAUGAAAAUUGUGGUUGCUUGGUCUUUACUCGUGACUGACACAUUUUCCAGGUCCAGUUUGAAGUGGAAGUAGCAUGUACCUAGUGGUAGUAAUAUUCUGUUUAAAAAAUAAAAUUGUAUCAAGAAAAGUAGUCAAUUUGUGGCUCUGUGUCUCCUACUAAAAAGGUUUUGGCAGGCCACCUUUUUUGUACGUAAAGUAGCCUUGAUGAACAAUAAAGUGCUUUUAAACCAC